AUGGCGAAAUCUAUUUAUGAUGUUUUAAAAAAUUUUCCUGAAUGUAAAAACAAAGUAGAUGAAUAUUCUACUGACUGGAUCAGUGGAUUAGGAGGCCCUUGGAAAGAUUUAUGUGAUGAACACGCAAAAAAACUUUUAUUAAAUAAAUUAAUACCUGAAGAAAAAAAAUCAAAAAUUAUAUGUACCCAAGCCAUGCGAUACCUAGUUGAUGUUAAUGGGAGAAUGAAUAAAAGUUUAAAUGAAGCCGGUUGUGAUUAUCUUUAUUAUUGGAUAUAUGAACGGCUACAUAAUCAUGACAAAGAUAUAAGUGUUCAUGUCAAUGAUGUUCAUAAUGAAUUACUUGAUAUAUUUACUGAAAAAUAUAAAAUAAUUGGUAAUAAUAACAUAUGCAGAAAUCUUGAGGAUCCGAUUACAAAAAUAUAUUUUCCCCAAAUCAUUGAUGUAUAUAAUGUGUAUAAUAAAAUAAUUAAAUAUACAUCUAGUAAUGAUAACGUUUUUAAAGAAGUAGUAGAUAUAAUGAAUAAACAUAAUGAAAAAAUAGAAUCUCUAUAUAGCGAAAUUAAGAAAUCGAGAAUAAUAAUACCUUGCAAAAGUAACACGAUAGUUCCUAUUAUGAUUACAUUUGUAGUAGCAGUAUUAAUAUCAAUUUUUAUAUUUGUUUUACUUAAGUUCACGAAAUAUGGUUCAUUGUUGCGACAUGGGGUAUUAUGGAAAAGAAAUCAUUGGGAUAGCCUAGGUGAAGAAAAUAAUAUGUUCGAAAUUCCUGAUAUAUCUAGUAGUUUUUCAAGAGAAAAUGAAUAUAAUAUAUCAUACAAUUAUCGAUAA
Molecule: messenger RNA, 825 nt
Organism: Plasmodium gonderi
Lineage: Eukaryota; Apicomplexa; Aconoidasida; Haemosporida; Plasmodiidae
Product: variable surface protein
Exons: 3
Coding region: 1-825 (274 amino acids)
Source: RefSeq, a predicted model, not a curated record